UAAUUUUGACGUGUGGGGAGUCGCUGAUCGCUGGCUCGCCUCUUUGCUAAUGAGCCUCUGACACGGACGGACUGAAGCCGAUCCACCCCAUAAGCCCGCAGAGUAGUCACUAUCACCUACUUGUCUGGUCAGCUGCUUGGUAGUGUGCAGAGCGUGCGUAUACUACAGUAGCUGAACGAAAAACGUUUUCACUCAUAUGACGUUAUCUCCGAAAUGCUAAUACGCUCUUAACGACAAUGGACCAAACAAUACAUCUAGCUCCAAGUAAUGACCUCUCUGUGUCAUUACAUGUCCUGCAAUCGCUGGAAAGCAUGCUUUGGACGGGGCCUUGGCAUGUACUUAGAGAGAAACUAUUUCUUGUAGGUGAUAUUUGCGCAGAGAUGACGAUUGUGCCCAGUUUUUUCGUCAACAUUAGUCGUGGGGACUUUGACCGUGCAGCCGUUGCAUUAUACUUCAUUGCAGGCUUCCUCUGCAUUUCUUUGCUACAGAUGCGCAGGUUGGAUAUGGCCAGUGUUGACGCCAGUGUUAGGCCCCUGCUGGAUGUGACCAGGCAAAUUGAGAAGGAAGCAUUGUUACUUGACACCCGUGAAUCACCGGGUAUGCAACGUUUGGAACGCACCGCGAACACACUUGUUUCGCUAAGAUUCAUAGCACGUUGGCAGGGCCCGCUUGUUGCUGUUGUGAUGGUGCUGAUGUUCCUCGUGACAGGUCGCGAGAUCGUACCUUACUAUCCAGAGGUUGAUAAUCCAUGGUUGAAAUUCUUCAUUGUGUUAUUUCACUCUAGCUGUGUCUUUCACUCGGCCGCCGUGUUUCUGAUUCUCAGUAGCUUGCACUGGAUGGCUCUGAUGUGUGUUGACUGCGCAACCCAUCUGCUCAUUGACCGAGUGAACGAUGUGAGAUCUUGGAGGCAGCUCUUGGAGUUGGUUGGGCUCCACCAACAGCUCGUCUUCGGACUCCAACGGGUUCAGGCAUGCUUUGCUGAGGACUUGUCCCUGGUCGUGCGCCUGAUGCUGAUUCUGGGGGUGAUUGGCGCUGUCCGCAUGUCCCUCGGAAUAAGGGACGUGAGCAACACGACCGUUUGGUUGACCAUCUUUGCGUACAUCACAAUGGUGUGCGUGGCGGCUCAGAUGCAGGAGAACGCUGGAGAGGAGUUCCACUUCGCCAUCCGAUCAUCGUGCCCUUGGGAGGCGUGGGGCACGAAGGAACGACACCUCUUCAGCCUUCUCGUUAUGUUCACUCGUCAGCCACCCGAGGUUCGCUUCCUAUAUUUUGGUGCCUUGCGGCUGAGUACCCUUUCCAACAUCUUUAACGCGGUCUUCAAGUACACACAAGUUCUUCGUGCUAGUAUAGGGGACACGGCAGGCAUGGCGUCAGGGCCCAGUUAGGACAACGGCAGUUGUGAAGAAUGCGGUAGAAAUGCCUACGCCUCUUUUUCGACCAGUGUAUUUUCUACUUUCGCUUCAAAGUAUAAUCUCACAAGUAUGCAAUAUAGUAUAUACGAAGAAAAAAAUUCCACCCUUCCUUGAUAACGUGUAUGUACUCUGAAAAGUUAGCCUUUGACGACUAAUCCGACGUAUUUCAAUCCCUACGUUCUUGUUAAACAGUGCAUCUCUCUGAGUCGCGCCGUAUGGUUUAGCUCGUCUCCCACUGUUUAAAAAUUGUCAGGAUUUCACGGAGCACUUGUCGUGGAAAGAAUUGCCAAAUCCCUUCGGGAUAUUACGAAAAGUGGUUCAAAAGAUCUUAGGGAAACUAUGGCGGAGUGUAUUAAAUUUGAAACUCCUGUU
This is a messenger RNA of Frankliniella occidentalis (western flower thrips), 1784 nucleotides long. RefSeq lists its product as uncharacterized. The record is from RefSeq and is a predicted model, not a curated record. Bases 237 to 1385 code for a protein of 382 amino acids. The transcript has 8 exons. Lineage: Eukaryota; Metazoa; Arthropoda; Insecta; Thysanoptera; Thripidae.